UGCGCCAAAGUCGAGAGAAAUGUAGAAAAAUCGAAAAAUGUAGCGCAUAGCCUCAGUUGAUGUCGUUGCGUGUUGGCUGACAGCGUAAAAGACACAACCGUCGCCUCUAAAUUCAAAGAGAAAAAAACGAGACCACAAAAUUAAAAGUCAAAUAAUCUGUGAAAAUCGGCAAUGAAGUAAUAAAAAGUCAAACUUGAUCGGUAUUCAAAACAAAUAGGUUGUGUUGAGUGCAGCAAAAGAAAAAUUGAUCAGCCAAAAGGUCGCCAAUCAAUACAAAUUCAAGCUGUUAAAGCCAACAGCCUUGCAAUUUUGAGCAUGUCAUCCGCAAGCCAGGUCAAAAAGCAAAGGCAAACGGCCAAAAUAAACGCGCUGUGUGCUAUUUGCGAGUGUGAAUUGCAUUAGGAUUUGUUUGGCCCACUUUGUGUGCUGAAUCGAUUUCUGCCUACAUAUUAUGCAAACACCUGCGCAACGACAACUGCGACAACUUAACCAGCCCGCAGGACAGUGUUAAUCAAUAAAAGCCUGUGCAAGUGCUAAAGGCCAAUUGUUCCGUUUUAGCUGCAAUGUCGUAAUACUGAGGGAGUUAUGCAGUUGCCGAACUGUAAAUUUGAGCGCUUCUAUGCCGGAACAGGCUAAACCCUUCCAAUCAGAAUCGUAAACGUAUCGAGUCAGCCAGAAUUAAGGAGCGAACCUCUCCAUCAGUAUGUGGACUAAAGAAAGCGCAGCCAGACAUUGGCUGCUGGCCUUGACAGUUAUUUUGGCAUUGGCAAAAUUCGGUACAGCUGAUAAUUGUUUUCCAACCAUAUUUGGAUUUCUGACUUUUGUAUGGAUUCCAUCAGCCUCGGCCGAAUGUCAAACGCGUUCGAUUUACUGCUACGAGUGCGACUCCUGGACGGAUGCGCGCUGCAAGGAUCCAUUCAACUACACGGCCCUGCCGCGCGAUCAGCCGCCCCUGAUGACCUGCAAUGGCUGCUGUGUGAAAAUGGUGCGACACCAGAGAUCACCCUACGAGGUGGUGCGACGCAUGUGUACGUCACAAUUACAAAUCAAUUUAUUCAUGGUCGAUCACGUGUGCAUGAUGGAAAGUUCAGGCAAUGGACAUAUGUGCUUUUGUGAGGAAGAUAUGUGCAAUUCUAGUAAAAGUUUAUACUCAUUCGCAAACGGUUAUCAACAACUCAUACUCAUCACAAUGCCAUGGCUAAUACUGCUAGCUAAGUUUGUGCACAGAUAGAUCGACAUCUACAUAUACUCAGAUUGCAGGGCAUUCGUUAAAAACCCAGAGAAGCGUUAAAAGUACAUAGAGUUACACAACACAGCACACAAACAGGAACACAUACUCGAUAGUUAUCAUGCCCAACACACACACACACACACUCACACACACAUUUACACAUUGAUUUGUAGCCAAGUUGUGAUUAUUUAAGUUUCGCAUUUCAACCAAUGUAAAUGAUGUUGAUUUUCGUUCUGCUAGCACAGUUAUUAUCGAGUAAUUAAUAGAUCGAAAGUUUUGACUGCACACACACACACACACACACACAUACACACAUUUAAAAGACGCCCCCCAUAAGGGGCCCCAAUGAAUGCCGAUGCAUAUAAGACUUCUACAUGAAGAAGUGCUGCAUACGACUCUCUUACUUACAUAUAUACUAUAUAUAUAUAAUACCACAGUCCAAUGAAUCAAAAUGCGAGCUUGUUGCACUUGCCCGAAAGCAUAAUUACAUUAAUAACUAGUACUAGGUACUUGGUACUUGGUACUUGAUACCUGGUUCUUGGUACUUGGAAUGUUUGGUACUCGAGAUCUAUCAAUGAUAUGAACUACUAUUUGAAAUGCAUGUUGUUAAUGCUAAAGCAUGUAGCGCUUAAGUAGGUACUCGUAUCUGUAGUUACAUUUCUUCAAAUUUUGUUACUUACAUUUAUAGAGUCCCAAUGAAAUGAGUUACACAUUUAUCAUACAUAUGUACCAUAAGUAAGCUUAAUAAUUAACUUGGUAUAUAGAUACAUACUUAAGCAAAUGUAUAAAUUUCGUUUUGUAUAUAUCAGAGUGCCCACAUUGAAUCGGAAUCGGAAACUAAUGGAAAUUGAAAUUUAAUUUGAAUUUGAAUUUGAUAUCGAAAUCGAACCCGAAAUCGAAAAGGAAAGAUAAAGUAUUGUGCAAUGGUCAAGUCUGAAGAAUGCUUGUCAAUUGCCGCAUUAACUCAAAUGAAAUUUGCUCAUCAUGUUUAUUCCAAAGUCAAGAACUCCAUAUGCAUAACGUAACUUAACUCUUACUCUAUCUUAUCUCUAAUCACUAAGCUAAGAUCUAUGUCCAAUCAUAUCACAAUUACUUUCUCUCCAGGAGUACCUAGACAACCCACACCAAUUUAAGUUGAAUAUCCAAGUCCAGUAGUCGCUUAAACUGUAUAAAGAUUCCUAUUGAUUUCACUCUCUUUGGUUUGUUAUUCAAAAAGUGAUAAUUAGCCAGUAAGUAGCCCCAAAAAAAAAACACCCUGUAUACAACAACUCGAAGUCCUUGCUUCAGAUAUUAUGUAGAACUAUCCGAAAUUCUAAAACAGGGUUGUUGCUAAAAUUACAAUUGGAACUUUGAAGACCGAGCUGUGUACAGGGUGUCGCGCAGUCGGGCAGCCCGACUGCCCUGCUCUUUUUGUUAUUCGUGCUAGUGAUAGUUUUAAAAGAAAAUCUCAAAUCAUUUAUGUACUUAUACAUAGUUAAAUGUAGCUUAUGAUUUAUUUUUCUUUACACAUAAUUAUAAUUAUGACAACUUGAAUUUGUAUUCUAGGCAUAAAAAAAAACAGAUAUAACAAUUCGAAUUUUCAUUUAUGUAAUAGAAAAUUGGCUUAUCAGAAAUAAACAUUUUUACAAACAUACCUAUGUACAUGCUGCAUAUGUAUGCGUAUGUAUUUGCUAUACUCAUUUUGAAAAUUACUUCAACUCUCAACUUUGCCUUAUUUCAAAUCACCUAGAUCAACUUUCUCCACAACUGCACCUUACAUUUGUAAUAUACUUUAGUGCUGGCUUUAGUUACUAACUUGCUAUACUAACUAUUCUUGUAAAAAACAACCAACAUCAGGACAUGCUUGACAGCUUAAACAACUCAUCUCCGUCCAAGCGUGGAGCAUGCUCUUUACAAUAUAGCCUAGCCAUACCUCCCCGCAAACCCGCAAAUCCCCACCCCCUAAUCGCCCCCAGGUAAGUCCCACGAAGCACCAUUCUCUCUGUCGAGUUGGCCCUGCAAGGAUUCGCGUUCAGGUCCAAAGGCUUACACUAUCUGGUCCCAGAGAUUUGGAAACUGUAUUCAUCUGACACUUGGCAAUCGGAUUGGUUUUUGUAUAGUUCAUUUUUUCUUCGUUUGUCUAUUUAUGUUUUGUGGUAUGUUGGUUUAUUUGACUAUGAUAUACAUACAAUAUGCAUACAAGUAAAUACAUAUAUAAAAAUACUUACAUAUAUUUAACUAAUUUCGGUUUGUGAAUGUGGACAAUAUUCUUAUAACCAGUAUUUGAUUGACAGUUAAUGCGUUUCAAAGUUUUUAACAAAUUAACGACUUAAAUUUAUUUGCAUCAAUUUCAAGAAAUGCAAUCACCACACACAAAUUUGUAGUGCAAAAUGAAAAAAAUAUCAUUUUAGUUUAGUACUUUUUGUAGUUAACCUCUCUCGCUCACACUCUCUCUCUCUCUCUCUCUAUAUAUAUAUAUUUAUCUUUAUCUAUAUACAUAUUCUGAUUAGCUCUGUUCUCAAAACUCUCUUUUCUUUAACAAUCUUUUUACUAAUCUAUACUUCACAAAACAUAGAACUCUAAUAGACACCUCCGUAGUUUAGUUAAAGCAACAACACAAUAAAUCACGUUCCAAAUGAGAUAUGCACUCGAUACUGGGAUUGGAAUUGGAAUUGGAAUAGGAACGGAUGUAAAUAUAUAUAUAAAUACAAGUCGGCCAGCACGAAGGGGCCAACACAAAUGUAUUUAUCCACAUUAGAUACCAAUUAACCCAAUCGAAUCUUUUCGCCGACAAUUGUCUAGGUAUUGAGAAAGUUCGAUCCGUUUCUUAAGUUUCAAGUGCAUAUCAAACCUUUCAAUAAUUGGGAAACCCUACAGUCGACUACAUUUUUACAACAAACAGAUCUACAAGCACAAUACAGUCUAGUCUUAGCCAAAGCCCAAGCAGUUCUCAUAAAGCUAUCGUAAAUUUUUACUAUGCUAGGCGCGUUUUCAAUUCAAUCUUAAUUAGAACUGUGCCAUAUUAAAGGCCGCAAAUAGUCCCGUGUUUUUUUGCCAUUUUGGGCAUGAUUUUGAUCCAUAAAUUCCUCACAAUACAAAAAGCACUAAAUUAAUAUCAAAGACUUUACCAAUAUAGCAGUUGCCAUUUUAAGAAUAUUGGUAUUGGUUGUUGAAUAUUGUAAAAAAGAAAAACCAACAAAAACGAACUUAAGCAAAAACCAACAUUUCCUUAUAAGUAUACUUUUCGUUUCCUAAGUUCAGUUUAUACACAAAUCCUGAGACGAGCCCGAGCCAUGUGUUCCGCUUUCUUUCCAAUCAUCAGUUUUUCUAUCAUUCUUUUUUUUUUUUGU
Molecule: messenger RNA, 4560 nt
Organism: Drosophila montana
Lineage: Eukaryota; Metazoa; Arthropoda; Insecta; Diptera; Drosophilidae
Gene: qvr
Product: protein quiver
Exons: 7
Coding region: 704-1231 (175 amino acids)
Biological process (GO): regulation of synaptic transmission, cholinergic; sleep; positive regulation of voltage-gated potassium channel activity
Source: RefSeq, a predicted model, not a curated record